AUGAAUCUAUCCGUGUUAUGGCUUAAUCUACUGCUGGUAUCUUUAAUGUUGCUGUUCGUCCUGCCAAGUGUGGAGCCAACAGUUCUCCUUUGGGCUUGCUUAUUUCGUUUACAAGUUUGUCCAUUCCGUACAACAACAACUACAACAACGAAAUAGUCUAAUGGCUAAAAUUGCAUUUAAUUAACUAAUAACGAAGACGAUUGCCCGAUAAAGCAAGAUAACUAGUUUUUAGGAAAAAUAUACUUACUAAAAUAGAUGUACGA
This is a messenger RNA of Drosophila willistoni, 263 nucleotides long. RefSeq lists its product as uncharacterized. The transcript has a single exon. The coding region runs from base 1 to 156 and encodes 51 amino acids. Lineage: Eukaryota; Metazoa; Arthropoda; Insecta; Diptera; Drosophilidae. The record is from RefSeq and is a predicted model, not a curated record.